CGGCUGCUCCUUCAUUCGGGUCGUCCACUGGAUGUUCGCGCAGCUGCUCGGCUCCGCCUUCUCACCGGUGAUUGGCCGCCAGAACUGUAGCUCAGGAAAGGCACACAGGCGGCCAAUCACCGGCGAGGAGGCGGAGCUGAGCGGCCCCGCGAAAAUCGAGUGAAGGAGAUGCAGGUAAGUGUGCCGUGCUUAGGUGCUGCUGCAACCACAUAUGCUGGCUGCAGCAGCACCAUACUGGAACAGGGGUCAGCAAGUGUCAGGGUCUCCUAAGACCAUCGGAAA
Staurois parvus is the source of this 282-nucleotide messenger RNA. The record is from the annotation of a GenBank genome assembly. Lineage: Eukaryota; Metazoa; Chordata; Amphibia; Anura; Ranidae.